Messenger RNA from Xyrichtys novacula (pearly razorfish), 43529 nucleotides. Lineage: Eukaryota; Metazoa; Chordata; Actinopteri; Labriformes; Labridae. The record is from the annotation of a GenBank genome assembly.
UUUGAACCCCACCUCCAACUGGCCAAUCACAUUUAAGGAGAGGCGGGCCUUUUGAUAUUAACAGAUGAAACUCCCUCCUGCUUUUUAGAGGGUACAGUUCCAGGUGUAGACCCGCUACUAACGCUUCGACACCAUUUCUAUCAAUUGUUUCUGUUUUAUUUCAUAAACUUGAUCAAAUAAAAACAAAUAUGAAGCACACAGUUAUACUAAAUCAGACUAAACAGUCACUACCAAGAAAAGAAGCAGUGCAGCAGGACAAUAUUCAUAACCUUACAAUCAUGCGCACCAGUGAGGAGCUCUCUGGAAUUGAACAUUAAAAAUGCUAUCAGUGGACAAAGGCCCUAAAGUAAGGCUCUUAUUUAUGAUGUAUCCUCUUUAAUGAAUUUUUUAAUAGUUGCUGCAGAUAUCAAGACUUUGACAUGACCCUCUUCUCUCUAACAAAUAAGGUAAGAGGAAGAAACCUUUUAGAUUUUUCCUGAUAACAGCCUCAUUAUCUUGUUAUCUCAACUGCCCAUUUUCUCAAGAUAAGAUAAACUGAAUGAAGGGAGUUUCUAGGCUCCUGGGGAAUCCUCAAAGUAUUCUGCAGAAGCAUUUUGGAUGUGUAAAGCAGACUUUUUGGAUAGACUGAGUGUGUUUUACUCACUGUACUUUUUCAAGAACUCUACACCUGUUCGAUAAUACUAGAGCCAACAUAUUUUUGUGCAUGGAGACACAUUUUUCUCUGUGAAAGAAACACCUACUCAUCUUUUUAUUAAGAAACUUUUGAAGCUUUUCAACUAAGUCUCAGUCUUUUGGUUUUCCGUAGAAAAGGCACCGGGAGCUGCAGGUAAGUGGUCCUUUUGUUACUCUUCUCUUUUUUGUAAAAGUAUUUUCAGGGUCAGGACCAAAAUUUCAGCUCAAGUGAGUGAAAUAUUUUAUCACCAAGGAGCUCAUUGUCAAGCAUGAGUGAGAUGUUCAUGUGAAUAAUAGAGAGGAAGCCCUAUUUAAGACAAAAUAUCUCAUGAGACAUGAAACAAGGGGGCUGUAGAGGUUGGACAUCUUUUUAUGGAAGCGGACUUGUAUUUCAAGUAGAUUUCAGCUGUUUCAUGGGAUAUUCUAAAAAUAUAUAUAUAUUUAUCUACCUUAUUAUUUUGGGAAAAUGAGCUUAUUUUCUGCCAAUAAUGUUAUAACAAUCUGACAAAGUUGAAAUCUUAUCAAAGCAACUACAUUUAGAGAGAGAGAUAGUUUAUUCAAUCAAAUACACAUACAGGGGGGGAUCGAAAAGGAGAAGUAGAAGCUAUUUAGCUCAUUUAUACCUACCCUCAUUCCUUCCUAUUCGUCGACCCUGUACAUGUCUCUCAAAUUUUAGAAUUUCUGAAGUUGCCAAAAAGUUUCCAAAGCUCCAAAGUUUAACAUGAAUAUGUAACAAAACAUUAAUACUGAAACAAAGACCUUAUAUAUACAUCUAUACCUAUACAUACAAAUGUGUAUAUAUAUAUAUAUAUACCUAGAAUACUUCAAAACUCUCAUUUUUACCAUACCCAUAUACAACAUAAUAAAUGUGGCAAAAUGAAUAUCACUUACAUACGUAUUUUUCAAUCAUACUCUACUUUAAUUUACUUUUAAACUGCACUGUUGUUUUGCUUUGUUUAAGUUCAUUGGGCAAAGCUGUUCUACAGCUUCACCCCUAUAACAGACAGACACAUGCUUUUUAGUGUUGUACAAACUAAAUUUAUCCAGUUAUUGCAGGAAAAACUGAUAAAAAUGUGUUGAUGCAUGUUUGGAUAGUGAUUCUGUAUAGCAUAUUUUGGUUAAAAUUCCCCCCUCUUGCAUGAAAUUUCCCUAAAGUUCACCAAGCAAAGUCCUUUUUUUAAUUUGUGCCACAAUUUCUCUAGUCGGAGCCCUUUCAGCUCUAUCCAAGGUUUAAAUAUGAGCUGCAGACUUGACUUCAUGGUCUCAGUGUUAAUGUGUUUCAAGUAGAUUUCAGCUGUUUUCAUGAGAUAUUGACUCCUUUUUUUCUUUAUUACAAGUCAACAACAGCGAAAAAAUUUAAAUACCUUGUUAUCUUGGGAAAACAAGCUUAUUUUCUGGCAAUAAUGGAAAAAUUAAGCCUGUUCCUGUGUCUGUUUUGGGCUUUUGCAGCAUGGGGAUAGGAGGACAAAGUUGAAAUCUAAAUUAAACUGCAGAUAAAAGAGAUAAAAUUGUGUGGAUGCAUGUUUGGAUAGUGCUUCUGUAUUGCAUAUUCUGGUUAAAAUUCCCCCCUCUUGCAUGAAAUUUCCCCAAAGUUCACCAAGUACAGUCCUUUUUUAAAAAAUCUGAAUUUGUACCACAAUUUCUCCAGUGUAUGCAUGUUCAAAUAGUACUUCUGGGUUUUUUUUGUGCUUUUGCAACAUGGGGAUAGGAGUUUAACUAUCUGACAAAGUUGGAAUCUAAUCAAAGCAACUAGAUUUAACUGGUUAUUGCAGAUAAAAAUGUGUGGAAGCAUGUUUGGAUAGUGCUUCUGCAUUGCAUAUGUUGGUUAAAAUUCCCCCCUUUUGCAUGAAAUCUCCCCAAAGUUCACCAAGUACAGUCCUUUCUGUGCCACAAUUCCUCCAGUCAGAGCCCCUAUUCAGCUCUAUCUAAGGUUUGAAUGUGAGCUGCAAAUCAAAAUUCCUUUUGUCAAAACAGAAAGUGCCCUGAGCAGCCACUCAGGGCUGGAUGGGGAUCUCGGGACUCCCAUGGCCUUAUUGCCAUCCAGCUGACACAGAACUGCAGCUUCAGAUUUUACAGUAAGCGUGCACAAAAAUGCUCGUGUCGGUGUGCAAACCUCGGUUACAGGGGUGAAUUUGGCACUUUGAGUUGUUUAAUGUGGUGGUUUUAAAAGAGGGGGGUGCAGUUUGAACACUCUGAGUUGUUUUCAUCCCCACCACAAGUAGUUAAUUUUUAAGCAAUACAAUCUGAUGUAAGUCUGGGCAUGGCUGCGGCAGAUUUUCCCAACCCCCCUCUCUCACUCCCUCCCCAGCACUCAUACACACACAUAAAAACACAUGCACAUGCACGCACGCACACACACACACACAUCCCUGCUGCUCCAAAAUACUUUUUAUACGACGGUGGGGGCUCCGGAGAAUCUAAGGUGGCCAUAUUUGAUAGAUUUGUGUCGGGCUCUGCAAUGCAGAAAGCGAGAGUUGUCGCGUGUGAUCUUGCAAGUGACAGUGACACCAGGCAAGUCUGUCGGAUUCGUGACUGAUCCGGACUUGGAGAGAGAGGGGGGGGGAGAAAGAGAGGGAGCUAAAAAAGAGAGGAAGAGAGAGAGAGGGAGAGAGAGAGAGGGAGAAAGAGGGAGGGAGGGGGGCAGACAGAAAAGAAACAAACAACUAACAAUGUAACUUACAUGCAGCCACACACCCCUUUUUUCUUGUAACAAUGUGUACGUUUUUAAGGAGGGAGGGGGCGCGCAGAGGGAGAAAGAGAGACGGAGAGAGAUAGAGAAAGGAGGAGGGGGGUGCGUUCUGAAAUAAUAUAGUCAGCCAUUUUUUAUGUAAGGGGAUUUUUUCUUAUUGGGGGGGUUGUUAAAAAAUAAAUAUAAGAGGGCGGCCAUCUUUGUUGCUCUGCCUAGUGUAAAAUAUUUCAAAACGCCCCCCACUUUUUUCCUGUGCCGAUUUGAAUAUUAAAUAAAUAUCACACAUUCGAGCAAGAAUACGCUUUUUGCAUACAAGGACGGCGCCAAUGACAGGAAUAUAAUGUCCUCUCCUCUCCGGUCCUGUGAGGAAGACGAGGGCAUGGUGGUUAAUUCCGAGGGAGGAGAUUUUGAUGAAGAAGACGACGACGGAGACCUAGACGAGAACGCAAGCGACAUAAACUCGCCGGCGGCGCCACGGGAAACUGCAACACCAGCCGCGCCAGGUACAGUAAAAGGAAAAAGCUGGCGGACAGGUCGGGACGGGAGCGCGCACACGGAGAGAUAAAAAAACCCCACGCUAAAAAAUGUUGAGAAAUGGCUUGUUAGAAGUAGCCGCAGUUUGUGUGUGUGUGUGCCAUGUCUUGCUCCUUGCGCGUACAGUAGACAGCAGCAGAGUCGGGUGUGCGUAAAAGAGAGAAACACACUUAAUAGUCGAGAUUUGGAGCGAGGAGGCAAGUGUUAAAACCCGCUACUUCACCCCGUUAUUCCUCCUUUUUUAUGCUGUCAUUGCUGCAAAACAGACGAGCGCGCUCUUUCAAAACACUCAACGGAGCAACAAAAAACACCCCAAAAAAGCCAAAAAUGUGUCUCAUUUCUGCUGCUCCACUUCCUCUUCACCUCCUGCACAUCCCAACAAAGUUUACACCAACUCUCUUUGUUGUUGUUGUUGUCCCCCCACCACCAUCAAAAAGUUGUCCCUUAAAUCCCUUUUGACAGCUCCAAGACAUGUCAUGACAUGUAAAUGAGCUCGGUCUGCGGGGUAAUAAGGUCGCCCUGAAGGGUACAAAGCUCACGGCUGGCAUAGAAGAAGAAGAAAAAACAUGGACUCCGCUCACUGGCCGGAGGCUACAUUUAUCUGGUACCCAUCAUGGGAGGGGAUGAUGCUGUUUUGCUGUGCAGACAUGAAAGCUGGUGUGAAAUUGACGGAAAAGUUGCCCCCUCCCCGCUACCCCUCAUUGUCUCCAUGUCAGGUCAAAAUAGGACACUACUACUGCUGCAUGCUGCUCACUUUCAGGGCCAGGAAGGUGUGACUAUUCAGCACCUUUUUUUUUUUUUUUUUUUAGCUGAGCAUAUUAAUAGACACACACACUAUGCAAAGCAAACAACUGUUCCUGCUGCAGUAUUGAUUUUGUAUGAAUAUGAUUGACUGGAUUCUGUCAUUCUGGAAGUUUCUGGUGCAGAAAGUAGAUCCAGCUACGAUAGAAGUUACACUUAAUUUUCAAUAACUUGUAAUAAUGUGGUUUACAUGCAUUGCAGUGGUGGUAGAAACUCGUAAAAGCCCCCCUGCGUGAUAAAAAUAAGAGAUAUUGCGUGAAUACAGUGGAGUGUGUGUUGUUUUCUGCAUGAAUAAUACAGUUAUCAUCCAUUGUCUGUGGGCUUAAUUAGCUGUACUCCGGACCCGCCGCCAUGCCGGUGCCAGACAGAUAGAUUACACUCCGGCUUAAUUCACAGGAGAACCUUUUAUUUAACCCCCUGACGACCCCCAGCUUCUGUGGUGGUCGGGGGUCCCGGUGUGGGAACAGCUCAGCGGCAGAUAAAGUCGUUCCAGUUCACCGCACCGUCCCGCUAAUCUGGCGGCCUCUGAAUCACCGAGCCCUGCGUGCCUGCUGCCGCCGCCCCCGGCGUGUGUUCGGCGGCUGCGCGCUGUACAGACGCGCGGGAAAGCGGGGUUGUUUUACUGGACGGGGGUGGGCGCAAAGAGGAGGUGGAGAGGGGGGGAAGAGGAGGUGGUGGUGGGGGGCUUUUGCUGCUCCUACUGCUGCUGCUGGUGGUGGUGGGUUAGCGCUCAACAACAAAGGCAGGCAGACAAUAAAAAGGGAGAAAUUGCAGCCUCUCAAACAGACUGGUUGCAUGGCGGAAACCGCAGCCCAUAUUUCAGUUAUGCUUUAAUGCUCUGCUGCAGUUUGCACUUUGAAGCAGAGAGCUGCUGCUGAAUCUCUUUAAUACUCCAAAGCCAGGUCAGGUUACGGGUUAAAUUGCUUUUCUUGUGGUUGUGAUAUUGCACAGGUACCGUGGGGAAUAACUGACCUGGUAUUUUCACAUCAUCUUCUCCCUGCAAGCAGAGGUAGUCAUUUAUUUUGGACACACUGUGCUUGAGUGUUUACAGCAAAGACUGUAUUUACUAAGGACAACUUGUUUCUGCCUUCGGCCAGUAUACGGAUUUGAAGCCAAAAAGCUCUCGGUAAUUCCUCAUUUUUUCUCCAUUUCCUGAAAGUAACAUUGCGCAGUAGCAUUGUGCGCAUUCGGCGGGAGGGUCGCCGAAAGUCGCUGUGAGCUAGCAAUCUUUGUACGCCCGUAAGCUGUGUCAAGUGUCAAUCAUAGAAGACACGAAACCCUCAUAACUUUUAAAAAUUGAGCUGUACAGAAAAAAGAGGAAUUGAGCACAAACCAGUCUUAUGGAUAACAAAAAAAAAGCCACAACGGAAGUUAACGACGCAAGAAAAAAGUGCGAUGCAAAAAAAGAAAAAAAGUUACUUAUUGUGAAAAUAAGCCACAAUGGAAGUGAGCUGCCGGGGACAACUAACGAUGAUGCACCGGUGUUUUAUGAUGUAUUGUUUAAUUUCGCUUCGUAAACUUUUCAACGUGUCAUUUGGUUAGGCUAUGUUGCGCCUAUGCCGAUUAGCUAACACUGCACCAGCAUCCUCCAGUUCAACUUCAUAUUUACUCAGGCGCUACAUGGUCUAACCAAAUGACACAUUUAAAAGUUUACAAAGCGAAAUUAAACAAAAACAUUUCCACUUACUUCUUCACUUCUUGCUGUCGUCUUCUGUGCCUAGAUUGUAAAACACCGGUGCAUCAUCAUUAUUGGUCCCCAGCAGCUCACUUCCGAUGUGGCUAUUUUUUUAUUUGCAUCUUUUUAUUUUCGCAGUAAGUAACUUUUUUUUUCCAUUGCCACUUUUUUUGCGUCGUUAACUUCCGUUGUGGCUAUUUUUAUUUUUUAAACUACAUCAUUUCUUCUUUAUUCGCAGCGGGCUUCGGUUUCUUUCCUUUGCGUCAGUAACUUCCGUUGUGACCUCUUUUUUUUUUGCAUUCUUUUUUAUUUGCAUCAGUGGCGGUUCUCAGCCGCCAUAAUAUAAAACAAGAGUAGAGGCUUAAACUCUUUGUAUUUCUACUUGUUGUAUUUCCUUAAAUCAAAAUCCAGACCUUUUAAUUCUGCCUUUACUUGUGAGGAUUUAUGGGAAUUUUUUUCAGGCUAAAUCAGCGGAUGAUCACCCCCUGAGUAACUGGUCACACUUUUCCCCACCACUAUAAACCAAUUAUCUCCAUCCGAUGGGAAACCAGCUGUCAAAUCUACUUAUACCCCUCUGACAAACUGUAUCUAAUUUACCAUGUGUCUCAAUUCAGAGGAGGUCAGAGGUCGCCGACGCCGCCGUGGCUAUCACGCAGCUUUUGUUGUGUGUAAUUAGGUUCAGCGGGGAUUAUCGCAGGGUGUUGGGAAGCGUUUGAAAAGAUAAUCGCUCAUCUGAUCUUUCUUCCUUGCUUUCUUCUCUGCUUUUUCCCCCCUUUCUCUCCCAGACGAAGAGCAGGAGUUAUCAGACAGAGAGGUCCCGAUCAGGAAGAAAGGGCGACCGAAGAAGAAAAAGGACACAAAGAAGAAAGAAAAAGAAGGGAAACCAGUCAAAGCAAAAAAACGCAAGAAGAUUGUAAGCUCGAGAAGCCGUCAUGCCUCGGCUUUUCUGAUAUUAAUACUUCAUUAUUUUCAAGUGUCUCUCUUUUGUCUUAUCUCCAGGACAGUGAUGUUGAGAGGGACUCAGACAGAGAAAGAGACUUUGGCGAGAACUCAGACAGUGUAGCCAGCGACUAUGGCUCUGGGGAGAAAAAGAAGAAGAAGAAGCAUAAAGAGAGGAAGGAGAAGAAAACCAAGAAGAAAAAAAAAGGUGACGAUGGGGACCGAGACAGCAGUCAGGAGGAAACAACAAAGGUACAAGCAUGUGAAUCAAAGUUGAUGAGUUGAGUGUGGUCUGAUCUGUUAUCUCUCAGCACUGAUUGGUGGUUUCCUCACAGCAACCGAUAGAGCAGAAGACUUCGGCCCAGCUGGCGAAGGAGUGGGGUUUGGAGGAUGUUGAUCAUACCUUCACAGAGGAGGACUACAGGGAACUCACCAACUACAAAGCCUUCAGCCAGUUCAUGAGGUACGAGAUGUGAGAGAAAGAGAGGAGAGCAGGGAGAGGAGGAGCAGGAGGAGGAAGGUGUGUGUGUCUGAAAAGCCAAGGGACGAGAGAGAGAGGCUGUAGAGAUGCAUGUACGCUUACAAGCCAGUAAUAGGCCUGGGCGAUUUGGCAAAAAAAUAAUCACGAUAUAUUUUUUCAUAUCAUCAAAUCUUGAUUAUUAUCACGAUUUGCUUUGAAACCGAUAGUUUUAAAGCAUCUGUACUAAAAAAUGAAAAAACUAGAGAUUAGUUCAACAUUUUAUUAAACAGAUCUGUUGUGUUGCCAGUUUUAGAGGGCACCGACCGCCGACAUACCUUAAACAUCGGCGUAAUUUCUCAACGUCACUUUGGAGACAUCUGAACAGCCACACAACCGACAUUAAAUAAUUUUCGUUCUUAACAAUAACAUCUUUAGAGGAUGAUUCACAGUUAUCGCUGACAUCUAUUUUGCUGCCCUCAGCUCCUCGUUUAGCUCCACAUUCUGUCAUUACCUCCGCCAAGCAGGUUAUGUUUUCAGUAGCGUUGGUUUGUUUGUUUGUUUGUCUGUUAGGAACUUUACAGAGAAAGUAACAGACGGAUUGACCUGAAAUUUUCACCAGAGGUGCGUCUCAGCCCCAGGAGGAUCCCAUUACAUUUUGGUGGUGAUCCGGAUCGCCCUCUGGAUCCAGGAAUUUUUUUGAAGGAUUCUUUAUCAUUGUGAGAUAGGGCAAAUUUUGGAAUUUUUGCAUUUAACUCUGUAAAAAUGGCCAGAGACUUAAGUAAAAAAUUACACAAAAGGAUCUCAAUGAGUUUUAUGAGGUGUCAAAGGUUGAUCCUGAUCCAGACAAAAUUCUGGAUACUGUGAGCUGCUUGGUGGAGGUCUGCGUUCUCCGAGUGCUUUUCUAGUUCUGUUUACUUCUCCGACAACUUACAGAAGUGAGCAGGAUCGACUCUGAUUGGCUGUUGUGACGCACAUUUCCGCCAUGUUCGAACUGAAAUUUAUCACGAUCAUUUAAUCGCCCAGUCCUAAAGUGAAAGAUACCAUUCUGAAUCAUAAUAAGAUACAAGCGAAUUAAGGAUUCAACAUUAAACUGCCACAGAAUAUUUAAAAAAACAAAUAUUCGUCGGUCUCAACUUCCUCCAACAAUCCAACAACAAAUCCCACAGAUACAGGUGUCGCUGCUUGUUUUCGUCGUCCUCCAGCAGCUGCAUCUUUAUCACUGCAGCUGGUUGCUGUUUUCUGACAGCAGUGCUGUCAGUGGCAGCCUGAGCCUUGGCCUGUGUCUGACUCAUACCCGCUUUGACUCUGAUAACAUUAAGUAAUCCAUAAUGUCUGCUGCAUGUUGAUGUCGGGAAGUAAUUGUCUGUUUCCGCUCCACUGGCAGACGGAGCUGUAAUGGAUAAAAAUUAUCUCUCCUCAGCUAUACUGCGGAUUAUUCUAACUAUUCCUCUGACUAACAAGCAGAAGUAUAAAAGAGUGUUUAGUCCGAACUCGUAGAUAUUCAGAUUUGUGUUUGUUGUUAAUGUCUUUUUAUUGCUCAGGCCGAUGAUAGCCAAGAAGAAUCCCAAGAUCCCCAUGUCCAAGAUGAUGACCAUCCUGGGAGCCAAGUGGAGGGAGUUCAGCUCCAACAACCCCUUCAAAGGCAACGCUGCUGCCGUCGCUGCCGCCGCCGCAGCUGCUGCUAUCGCUGUCGCUGAGCAGGUCUCCGCAGCGACUGCUUCCCCCGAGCCGCCGCCUCAGCCGCCACCAAUCAGAAAGGCGAAGACGAAAGAGGGCAAAGGUCAGCAGUCCUCUAUCCUUCUUAUAAAAUCUGACCCUUGAGUUUUAAAGGAGCAUAAACAACAAUCCCCAACACAAGCUAAUGCCUUAUUAACAGUUUUGAUAGGGUGUACAAGCCAUAAGGAUACAAAGUAAUACAAAAUUUACGGCUGUAAGACACUGUAAAAAAGGGCUGAAACAGAAAUUUAUGCCUUAUUAUGGUAGACCUUAAGUAACAAGUUUGAUGAUUUUCACAUCCUGAUUUUUAAUGCCAUGCACAAGGGGGUCAGUGUCAGAAAAGACUGCGUUCUCCACAAAAUAGUCGCAAAUGAAAGUUCUUUACAGGAGCUUUAAAUUUCUAUUGAUAAACAAGUAAAGUCAAAAAUAACUGAGAUGUUUAAAAGUGGGCCGUUCCUGACAAAAACUGUUUUUGUCUUUGUGAUGGUUGAAGUUGUCUGGAGGAAAAUAAAUCAGUUAAGUAUUUCUUUGAAAAGUACUUGAGCGUUUAUGAGGAGCACUUUAGUGAGGAGUUCUGUCAGUGUAAAAAAAUGUAAAAAAGCUAAAAAUCUUGGGAUAUUAAGAAUAUAAAUAAUUGAUGUUAUAAUAUUUCAGACCUAUUUAAAUCAGGUCUUUUUUUGUCCCGGCUUGAAAAAAGUUUUUAGAAAUCUUGGUUUGAGUUUAAUUCGUGAGCAGAAACCCUGAAGGUAGUGAUGGGCACGGUAGUUCUUUUAGUCGUACUGAAUCACUAAAAUCAGUUCACUAAAAAGAUUCGUUCAAAAGAUUCGUUCACCAAAUCACUGAAUCAUGUAGCGCAGAUCUGUAACAGAUUUGUAAAAAUGAACUUGUUUAUAAGUCGUGAUGUUUUAAGUGUGCUGUCCUAUAGUGUGCUAUUUAUCAGGUCUGCUCGGUAAAUUGGGCUCAGUGAGUGAUUCGUUCGCUGAACGUUUAGAAGAAUUCACACUGAACAUGUACUGUUCCCUUGCAAACCGCUGCAAUGAUAUGAUGCUGCAGGUUUAAUGCACUACUUGUUACAUGCUGUGAACUAUUACAUGCAAGUUUUUGUGGUGGCAAUUUAGCGGUAAAAAAAAAAAAAAGAAAGGUAGUUUUGUCCAACUAAAAUGACUCCAGAGAGUGUAGUUCAAUGCGUGAUUCGUUCACCAAGUGAACCAGGUGUCGGUGCAUGCGGUCCCUCGUUCGCCGGCUGCUCAACUGACAAUGCAGUUUCUGACUUCAGCUCAACUGAAGUGAGAGACGAACGAAUCACUCGAGGAAGUGAUUUGGUUCAGUGCGUUCACUUAAAAGAUUCGGUUCUUUUGAACGAAUCGUUUGCGAACGACACAACACUACCUGAAGGUGACUUAAAAAAAUUUAGUAGGCUAAAAAUCGUGUUGUUCUUUUAUUUAUAUACUGCCAAGAGUACAUGUCAAUAUUUCAUCUUACCUUAUCUAAGGCCACACUGGAAGCAUUUAUGAUAAUUUUUCUGUUUGGACUUUUUUAAAAUCAGUUCUUUAAUACUUAAACAGCAAGUCUCGGAUUUUUAUUAUUAAAAGAUACACAUUUAAGAUGUCAUUUUAGAUAACUUUACAUUUCUACUAGACCUGCAUUGAGAAGUUUUGCUGAUUUUUAAGGCUAAUAUUUGUGUGUUAUCUACUGGUGUACUUACUCAUACCCAUCCUUUCAUUUAAAGCCACACAUCCACACCAGAGGGGCUGUAAUCACAAACAUCUACUCUCCUUUUGUUUACUUCUGUGUUUAAUGUUGCUCAUCCAAUCCUAACCUGUCCAGGUCCCGGCUAUAAGAAGCGCAGUAAAAGUCCUCGAGUCCCUGACAAGAAAAAGGCUUUGGCCAAGGCUAAAAAGAUGGCCCCCAUCCGGAUCAAACUGUCGCCUAUAGGAGCCAAGAGGAAGAAGAGCUGCUCCGUGAGUACAAAUCUGCCAGCUUCCUCUUUUUUCUUUCCUCUUUCUCUUACCUGUCCACCUCUUUUUUUUUCUCUUUAUUUUCUUUGUUCAUGUCUUCGCCUUUGUUUUGUUGCCUGUUAGAGCGAGGAUAUGGACGAAGAUGAAUCGGAGCAGGAGGACUCCAGCGUUCACAGCUCCUCGGUUCGAUCUGACAGCUCGGGACGGGUGAAGAAGAAUAAAAGAGGACGGCCAGCUAAGAAGAAAAAGAAAAGUAAGUGCGUUUCAUCACGUCCACGUUUAUAUCUUCUGUGCAAAGUUUAUUUCACCUUUAAAAUGCGUUUCUUUUUUAUACAUUUCAGACGUUUCUGUCUCGCUCCCUCCAGUCCCAGGCGAAGAGGAGGGAGACGGCUACGAGACAGAUCAUCAGGACUACUGCGAGGUGUGUCAGCAGGGCGGAGAAAUCAUCCUGUGCGACACUUGUCCCCGAGCGUACCACCUCGUCUGCCUCGAGCCCGAGCUGGAUAAAGCCCCCGAGGGCAAGUGGAGCUGUCCGCACUGCGUGAGUCCCGCCAACCACACACACCUAGGCCUGGUUCUGCUUUCUAUGUACGACCCGAUUCGCAUAUUUAUCUCAACGUCUGCUGGAGUGAAACCAGAGUUAAAAACAGUUGAAAGCGUUUCGUGUUUACUUUGCUCGGAGCAGCAGGAUGAAAUGCGGCUUUGUAGCUGCAUCACAAAUCUCUGCGGAGAGCGAGUCGCACUCAGACAAACACGGCACAAAGACGGAUACCUGAAGGGCCGCUGUGGGUGUAGAUCUAUUCAGUAAUAAAAAGCCAGAGCUCAUUUUAUGUUUCCACGACACGCUGCUUUGUCUUUAUGCUGAAACAAGUGAGAUCAGUCAGCUGCUUCAGCACUUCCAGGAAAAGGUGGUUUAUCGCAGCUUCCAGUUUAUCCUGAUGGCAUUAAGUUUUAUUCGUUGAAAAAGUGAGCUCUAAAAACUGGGACAGGGUGCGUUGGGUUCUUGCGGAGUCAGCUGAUGCACUUUGACCUGCCUGAACUAGCUCUAUGUUAUUGAAAUGUUUCUCUAUCAGGAAAAGGAGGGGAUCCAGUGGGAAGCGAAGGAUGAGGACUUUGAGGAUUUCGAGGAGGACAGCGAGGACAGAGUGAUAUCAGAGGUCUGCGCGGGACUCACCGGCGGCGCGGGGGCGGAGGAGGAGGAUGACGACCACAUGGAGUUCUGUCGGGUGUGUAAAGACGGAGGGGAGCUGCUGUGCUGCGACACCUGCACCUCCUCGUACCACAUCCACUGUCUCAACCCGCCGCUGCCCGAGAUCCCCAACGGAGAGUGGCUGUGUCCACGAUGCACAGUGAGCCACUUCGUUUUUUACUUCCGUCUUCUUCAUCGGGAAGAAUUACAAUAAACAAGUUUGUGUUUUUCCUUCUUAGUGUCCGCCAAUCAAAGGUCGAGUCCAGAAGAUCCUUCACUGGCGAUGGGGAGAGCCUCCACCCCCUAUACCUGUCCCCCCUGCCCCUGACGCCCCUCCUGAUGCCCCUCCACCUCCUCCGAUGAAGGGCAGAGCCGAGAGAGAGUUCUUCGUCAAGUUAGCCGGGCAGUCGUACUGGCACUGCACCUGGAUCACUGAGCUGCAGGUACGAAAAAUCCUCAAUGAUUAUGAUGAUCGAGAUGGAAAUUUGAGGAGGAGGUCAAACUCUUCUCCUUUCCUUCUCUUCAGCUGGAGAUCUUCCACUCGGUGAUGUACAGAAACUACCAGAGGAAGACGGACAUGGACGAGCCGCCCAGCCUGGACUACGGCUCGGGCAAUGAGGACGAGAACGUGGUGGGGAAGAGCGAGAAGAGGAGGGCGAAGGACCCCCAGUACGCCAUCUUGGAGGACAAGUACUACAGAUACGGCAUUAAGCCUGAGUGGAUGAUGAUCCACCGAAUCAUCAACCAUAGGUGGGUCUGUUUUUGUUCUGUUGAGGUGUAUCAUGAUUAUUUUGAUCAGCAUUGAUUUCUCUGUUAGCUUACUGUUUGUUUCUUUCACCAGUGUGGAUAAGAAGGGAACGUACCACUACCUGGUGAAGUGGAGAGACCUGACCUAUGACCAGUGCACCUGGGAGAGAGAUGACAUGGACAUCCCCGACUUUGGGAUCUACAAGAGCAACUACUGGAGGCACAGGUUGGGAAAACGCAAAACAAACGCCAUCAAGAUAACAGAGAAGCUGUUUUUAAAAGCCCAUAUUCACUGAUAACUUUCUGCUCAACAGAGACACAAUAAUGAAGGAGGACCCGGACAAACCGAGGAAGAUAAGGAGCAAGAACCUGGACGGAGAAGAGGAGGAGGAGUCGCCUGCGUCACCCGUCACAGACGUGAGUUUAAAUCAAACAGACAACUCACACAGGAAGUCAGACUACAGACUACUGCGAUCUUAAUUAAGAGUAGUUAGUCCUUGUUAAGUGUGUGAAAUCUUUCCUCUGUGUUCCUUCUUUUUGUCCUCCCAGCCAACGAUAAAAUACGAGGAGCAGCCGGACUUUGUCACCUCCACGGGUGGGACGCUGCACCUGUAUCAGCUGGAAGGUCUGAACUGGCUCCGCUUCUCCUGGGCUCAGGGUACCGACACCAUCCUGGCAGAUGAGAUGGGCCUCGGCAAGACCAUCCAGACCAUCGUCUUCCUGUACUCGCUCUUCAAGGAGGUACCGGAGCUUCUUAUUAUUCGUCUUGUUCAGGCUCCUCCAUGAAGGUCGAUGCUGACGGGUUUGUGUGAAUCUUUAGGGUCACACCAAGGGUCCGUUCCUGGUCAGCGCUCCGCUCUCCACCAUCAUCAACUGGGAGAGGGAGUUCGAGAUGUGGGCACCGGACUUCUACGUGGUGACGUACACGGGCGACAAGGACAGCCGAGCUAUCAUCCGAGAGAACGAGUUCUCCUUCGACGACACCGCCGUCAAAGGAGGGAAGAAAGCCUUCAAACUGAGAGUGAGGGACCGGAAGUGCGCUAUGAAAGGCUGAAGGAUAUUUAAUGCUGCGUUCAAGUUACUUUGGAAGUCAGAUGUCCGAGCUGGGAAGGACGUCACACCCGAGUAACCAGCACCAAGUUGGAAAAAAACGUAAUCGGGAGGCGGAAACAAGAUGGCUACAUCUAUGAAAGUUAUUUUAGCGCUUGCCUUGUCCUUGCUUAUAUUUGGACAAGGCUAGCAACAAAAUAACUUUCGUAACUGAAACGCUUGUAACUCGGGUGUGACGUCAUUCCCAGCUCUGACUUCUGACUUCCGAGGUAACUCGAACGCAUAAGUAAAGAAUAAAUGACAACAUCUAAGUGAAGAACAUAGAGUCGCAGGUCUUAAACUUAAUCUUUGUUUUGCGGAGUACCUCAGGGGUCAAUCCUUGGUCCACUGCUUUUUCUAUUUUUAAUUUUACCUUUAAAUCAUUGAACCCAAAAGUUAUAUUUAUACCUUUUUUAUCUUUAUUCUUAAAAUAUGUUCAGUUUCUGUUUUUAAACUUUUUGUUAGAAAAGCGAUCCGAAAUUAGAGUUUCUAAAAGUUGAACAUGAAUACUUUGAUUUACUGAUGCUAUAAUCUGACCUGCAUUAGUUCAGAUUCUCAGUAAUAUGCAGUGAUACUCAGAAGGCUUGAAGCAACAUGCAGGAGAAAACCAGAGUAUUGUGAUCACUUUUUUUAGUGCAUUUGACGAAUUUAAACUCGCCAACACAAACAUUAUAUUGUAUAAAAAUGACAAAAACUUAAAAUAAUCUCUAAAAAUGAUGGGAACUAAUCUUCUUUCCCUCUUUGUUCCUCUCUUCCCGUCAUGCAGAGAGAGGCUCCAAUCAAAUUCCACGUGCUGCUGACCUCCUACGAGUUAGUGACCAUCGAUCAAACAGCACUCAAGUCCAUUGACUGGGCCUGUCUGGUGGUGGACGAGGCUCACCGCCUGAAGAACAACCAGUCCAAGGUACUGUAAUCUGACAGUGUGGGUAAACUCUCAUUAGAUGUGACUUAUUUGUAUGUUUCUAUGUGUCUUAUUAAGGGAGUGUGAAAAAGAUGUGAACUGGAACUGAAAAGUUGACUCAUCGGCUCCCUCUGGUGGACAGACUGUUUAAUGACAGCUCCAUUUCUAAUGAAACUGUUGUGUUAAAUAUUUGAGAGCUGAAGUUAGUUUUCUUGAUUCAGUGCAACAUAGUUUACCUAAAAGUCUUUUAAAACACAGGACUUUAAUUAAGUUUAAGUACUUUAAAUCUCUUUAUUCACAUAACAAUUUUUUCGAACUGUUUUCUUGUUUUUGCAGUUUUUCAGACGCCUGAACGAUUAUAAGAUCGACCACAAGUUGCUGCUGACGGGAACUCCUCUGCAGAACAACCUGGAGGAGCUUUUCCACCUGCUCAACUUCCUCACACCCAACCGCUUCAAGUAAACUCACACUCACACGCAGACUCACACAUGUACGGCGUUUAAUUCCUUCAAUUAUCAAUCUAAGUCUUUUUUUUUUUGCCCCCUGCGUCUCUCUCUGCGCAGUAACCUUGAAGGCUUCCUGGAAGAGUUCGCCGACAUCUCCAAGGAGGACCAGAUCAAGAAGCUGCACGACCUGCUGGGGCCUCACAUGCUGCGGAGGCUGAAGGCCGACGUGUUCAAAAACAUGCCGGCUAAGACCGAGCUGAUCGUCAGAGUGGAGCUGAGUCCCAUGCAAAAGUAAGAGAAAGGUUUCUACGCAAGUAUGGAAAGUAUUUCAAGGUCUUAAAAAAGUACGGAAAAUGAAAAAUAAAGUAUAGAAAAAUGUUUAUGUUUCCAGACUAUUACCACAGUUCUAAAAUACUGUUUUCUAAAAUAGAAAAGUAGGUAUUUCCAAAAAGUAGGGUAUGGAAAAGUAUGAAAGUUCCAACUGUGUUGGAGCCCUGACAGAGGAAAUGUGGAGAAACAUGGUGAUAAAAUGUUGUUCAGCUACUUUAUUUACCAUUAAAUCUUCCUAGUGAGACCGAGAUCUGAGUUUAAAGUCAAAGCCUCUAGUGAGACGUAAAAAUAAUGCUGGUUUAACAUUAAUCACAUGUAAAAACUGGGCUUUACACCAGAAGACAAAAGUUAGAGUCAUAAUUGUAAAAAUUUAGCAGCUGAUUGUAGCUAAAAAUCUCUCUGUAUCAAAAGAAAAAUAAGAAAUAAUAGCAAGGAGUGUCAAAAACAUAAGAAACCAUAGCUCAAAGUACUAAAUUAAUAAGAAAAAUGAGCAAAAAAGUAAAUAAUUCAGAAGAUAUAUCAGCAAAAAUGUACACGAUAAAUGAGAACUAUGAGCAAAAACUACACAUUAAAGAAGAAAUGUUAGCAAAAAGUACAAAAUGAACAAGAAAUAUGAUUUAAAAAGUAUCAAACAAAUGAGGACUAUGAGCAAAAAGAGCAUUUGGAAUAAGAAAUAUUAGCAAAAGUAGGAAAUGAAUGACAGGAUUACAUGCUCAAAGUGCAUAAUUUGGCUGAAAUGUUUGCAGAAAAGACCGAAACUAUAAAAAUAGAUACAGUGCUCUUCAGGAUGUUUGAUAUUUUCACAGUGGCGGAUGGAGAGAGAGAUUAAAAGGAAGGAAGUUGAUUUCUUUCUUUUUGUUUUUGUGUUUUUAAACAGGAAAUACUACAAACUGAUCCUGACUAAGAACUUUGAGGCCCUGAACUCGAAAGGUGGAGGAAACCAGGUCUCCCUGCUCAACAUCAUGAUGGACCUGAAGAAGUGCUGCAACCACCCCUACCUCUUCCCCGUCGCCUCCAUGGUCAGUUCAGUUGUGAGGAUGUGUCUGCGCUCCAUUAUUUUAUUUUCCAUCGUUAUAGAUCGAAAAGCUUUUGGUUACUUACAUUCACUGUUCUGUUUUUGAAAUAUUAAAACAAACUCAACCUAAAACCUAUUACCUAAUCUGUUUCAGAUGCUCUUUAGUUUAACAGAAAGUACAAGUUCUCUAUUAUUUCUUCAACCUGCAGAACAGUGACCUCUUGUGGUGACUUCUUGUAGUGAUAAGGAAUCUCAUUUAUGCUUUUGAUACCUGAAAAAUGCUUAAAAUAAAAGGUUAAGAUGUGAAAAGUCUCUAUGAAAUGCUUUUUUAUGUUACUAUAGGAAGCACAGAAAACCCCCAGCGGUGCGUACGAAGGUUCAGCGCUCACAAAGGCUUCUGGGAAACUGACGCUGUUGCAGAAGAUGUUGAGGAAAUUGAAAGAGCAGGGCCACCGUGUGCUGGUCUUCUCACAGGUACGAGCACACACACACAGACACACACACACACACGCUAGAUUCGCUCUCCUCUCCACAGAUGGUGAGUUAUCCCCACCGCAGUGCCGACUCCAGCUGUUUCUCCAGAUGAAAACACGCUCACGCAGCCAGCUGUCGCUCUCUCCCUCCUCCUGUUUACAGAUGACGAAAAUGUUGGACCUGCUCGAAGAUUUCUUGGACUAUGAAGGUUACAAGUACGAAAGGAUCGAUGGCGGCAUCACGGGAGCGCUGAGACAGGAGGCCAUCGACCGCUUCAAUGGUGAGACGCUGAAUCAGGACUUUAAAUGCUGCUUCAUUUUUAUCAGCUGAUCAAAAACAUGAUAAUUUUUUGAGUAAAAGUGAGAUAUUUCAAAUCCUCUAAAAGAUUUAAGAAUCAUUUUUUAAAAAGUACACAGACAUAAUUAUGACAGGGAAAAUAAAAACUGUCUUCUAAAAAGAUGGAUGACCCGACAGCUCCCUAAAAGUGAAGCCAAAAGAAGUAAAGCACUCCCUACUGAUUUCAUUUUCCCUCUCCAUGUUGACAGAUGGGACAUGGGUUCAACUUACGAAUUAAAAAACACGACAAAUUAAUUUUCAUUAAACAUGUUUUUGUCACCACAGCUGUUUUUUUUGACGAUGAAAAAGUGAGCGAUUGACUCAGCGGACAGUAAUACCAUGUAGCUAAUUGGUUAAAAGUCACCAGGAUGGGUGAGAUCAAGACAAAUUCCGACUAUUCCUCCUAUGUACAAUGUAUGUUAAUGUGUUAAAACUCAAUAAAAAUUGUUAAACAAACAAAAAAAAGUUCUCACUCUGUAGUGGAACUCACCGCAUCAGCACAAAAUAAGGUGUCAUGAGUAGCAUCCUCUCAUAAAUUAUUAAAAAUAUAAUAACUCUGGAUGUGUGCCUCGUCUCUUUCAGCUCCUGGUGCGUGUCAGUUCUGUUUCCUGCUCUCCACCAGAGCCGGAGGUUUGGGCAUCAACUUGGCAACAGCGGACACCGUCGUCAUCUUCGACUCGGACUGGAACCCUCACAACGACAUACAGGUACCACAGACUGGUCGCUAAUGUGAAAGAGCAUGACUCGAUGUGACCUGAACUCAAUCUCCUUCUUCUUCUUCUUCUCUUUUCUCAGGCGUUCAGUCGAGCCCACAGAAUCGGGCAAGCCAACAAAGUGAUGAUCUACCGCUUUGUGACCCGAGCCAGCGUGGAGGAGAGGAUCACACAGGUGGCGAAGAGGAAGAUGAUGCUGACACACCUGGUGGUCCGGCCAGGCCUGGGAUCCAAGGCCGGCUCUAUGACCAAACAGGAGCUGGACGACAUCCUGAAGUUUGGGACGGAGGAGCUCUUCAAGGAUGAAGGAGAAGGUGAAGACGAGAUGAUUCAGAUGUGUGAGGUUCGUUUUGAAGAAUCAGAGAAAUUAAUUCAAAUCUUAAUGUUGAAGGCAUGAAGAACAACUCCGGGGACAAAGCCGAGGACGAGGGCAACGUGAUCCACUAUGACAACGUGGCCAUCGAGAGGCUGCUGGACCGAAGCCAGGACGCCACGGAGGACACCGACGUCCAGAACAUGAACGAAUACCUCAGCUCCUUCAAAGUGGCUCAGUACAUGGUCCGAGAGGAGGACAAGGUGAGGGUGGAUUUCAGGCCAAUAUCACGGAGGGCAGCAGACAUCUAAGAUCUUCACUUCUUCCGUUGAAUCGAAAAAAUAAACCUCUUUCUUUGAUCGCUUCGGUCAGGAAUGUCAUUGGCUCGUGAUGAAAAUAUAGAAUUCAUGGGAAUAGGAAGCGUGCUCGUUUUUAUUUGUCGUACAUUUGUAGUCCGAGAAUUGUUGACUUUUCCGUUUCAAGAACUCUUUGGACUCAAUCCCAUUUAACAUUUUUACCCAUGCCCUUCAUUUGUGAGUGCCCCUCUGCUCUUUGGCACCGAGUUCAAAGGGACAGCGGCGAAAUAUGUCCCCACAAAUCAGGACAAGACCCGCUAUCUAUGCAUGCUAUCUAUUUACACCAAGAUAUCAACAUACUUCCGUUUUUUUAAGGCUUGAACUAAUCAGCGUUUACAUUUCCGUUUCCGCAGAUCGAAGAGAUCGAGCGCGAGAUCAUCAAACAGGAGGAGAACGUGGAUCCGGAUUACUGGGAGAAGCUGCUGCGGCAUCACUACGAGCAGCAGCAGGAGGACCUGGCCAGCAAACUGGGCAAAGGGAAGAGGAACCGCAAACCGGUCAACUACAACGACGCCGCACAAGAGGACCAAGGUAGGAACCGGGUCUUGAUCCGGCACUGUGUGGACAUCUUUGUCUCGAAAGCUCCGGUAAGCUGAGAAAACUGCUUCAAGCUGUUUUAUAUCAAUUACACUUCGGUAUUAAGAUCAUGUUGGCUGUGCGAGAUCUCUCCGGGAUGCCCUGGAUUUCUCGAGAUUUAUUAUGACUCCUGUAAUCUCGGUAGAGGAAGGACUUUGGAUGAUUUUCUUUGUUUGAGUUAUUGCUUGCACAGUGGACGUGAAUGGGCCUGGCCUAUUGACAGACCACCAUGUGCUGUUUCAGAGUGGCAUGCUGACAUUUCAGAUAACCAGUCCGAGUAUUCAGUGGGCUCUGAGGAGGAGGACGAGGACUUUGACGAUCGGCCAGAAGGUAAGACGAUUAAGAAAAAAGGAGAAAAGACACGAAUGAAAGUUAUAAAAAAACAAAAAAGAAAAGUGCCUGUUGUAGCACACACGCAGGGGAAGGUCUGUGUUGAAUUACAGGUCGAAAUUGAUUUAGUUUUUACAGUUGCCUGGCAGAGACAAAGACUGAGUGAGUUAGAUUGUCAGAAAUGCAGAACACCAUCCACGUCUUCCUCUGCGCUCCAAAAAACCUCGGAAAAAUGCUAGAAGCAACUUUUACUGGUUGACAAACUUAUUAUUCACUUCUAACUACGAGUUUCAAGAAAGUCAGCAAAAUUUAGUCACACACGCUUAAGUCCAUCUGUGUGUUUUUUUUCAGGUCGAAGGCAGUCCCGUCGCCAGUUGAGGAAUGAGAAGGACAAACCUCUGCCUCCUCUCCUGGCCAGAGUUGGCGGGAAUCUGGAGGUUUGUACAACUUGCUGGAACCAAGCCCGCUUCAUUAUUCUUCAGAAUCUUUUAUUUUGAAAUCCAUCAGCUUUGUUUUAAGUGGAGUUAGACUUGUGAAUAUUCUUCUAACAGUCUUUAAAUGAAGAAGUCAAAGAAGUCCAAGCUGGUCCAAGCUGACUCAGACUUGAUAACACUGGAUUUUAAAGCAAGGGUUCGAGGUUUCUGUCCAUUCGGACAUUUGGAAGGUCUUUAAAACUGGAUCUCUUUUUAGCACCUAUUGACUCUUCAAUAUCUUAUUCCCAUUUGCAGGUGUUGGGUUUCAAUACCCGACAGAGGAAGGCGUUCCUGAACGCAGUGAUGCGCUGGGGGAUGCCGUCUCAGGACGCCUUCUCGUCUCAGUGGCUCGUCAGAGACCUCAGAGGAAAGACGGAGAAAGAGUUCAAGUAAGAAUGAACACUUUCGUCUUUAAUCUGAGAUUCUGAGUCUGUUUUUGACUCUGUGUUUCACUCUCCUUCUUUUCUAGAGCAUACGUGUCCCUCUUCAUGCGACACUUGUGCGAGCCGGUGGCUGACGGCGCCGAGACGUUCGCGGAUGGUGUGCCAAGAGAAGGGUUGUGUCGUCAGCCGGUCCUCACCCGCAUCGGCGUGAUGUCGCUUGUCAAGAAAAAGGUCGGCGCAGAUACGACACUGAGAGAUGUUUUACUGAAUGAAAUUGUAUGGGUAGAUUUUGUGACACCUGUGAAACAAAACUUGUGAGACGCAGCCAAGACUGACGGUUGGGGUAUUUGGGGUAUAGGUUGGCGUCCAAACCCAGUGUUAGUUUGACCUUUAAAACCCCAACCCUGACAUGGGUUCACAUCAAAACCAUGUCGAACCCAAUAUCCCUACAUGUAAAAAGGUUUUGAAAAGCAAUGAAUCCCGAAGACAACAGAACCUUCAGGUCCCCUAUAAAUGUCAGGGAUGUUUUUCUAGCCGGGAAUCAAUCAAAACGAUGUUCAGAUAACCUCGGGGCUCGCACUUUGCCCGUUCGCUCGAAGUUCUCCAAAUAUGAAUCCAGUUUUCAGUCCAGCUUGUUGAAACCUGCUGACAUCCUGAUCUGCUAUCUGAGCCAGAAGGAGUUUAUGAAACACUGCCAGGCAAACAGGGCAUGUGGGUGGUGAGUUUAAAUAAAGUGCUAUUAGGUAAAAGGAGCGUGUGCCAAGGUUUUUAUGACUGUGUGUGUUUUGUGUCCAGAUUCAGGAGUUUGAGCACAUCAACGGGCGCUGGAGUCUCCCAGAGCUCAAACCUGAGGUCUGUGUGGACAAAUCCUCCUCCAGGGCAUCCUCUCCUGCCGCGAAGACCGCCACGCCCACCCCAGAUGCUAGCUACAACAACACACCGUGCACCUCCAAACCAGGUAACCACACUGGCUCAGCCACCCUCACAUGGUCCACCAGGGGGCGAACUAUUCAAAGGGGGCAGCAGAUACACUUAAAGUGGGAUCUACAGUUAUGUGUUUGUUAAUUUAUUGAACUUUUACAGCAACUCCUGCUCCUUCAGAGAAGCUGGAAAAGAGCAGUAAAGAGGGAGAGAAGGAGGAGGAGAAGGAGGAUGGAGAGGCGAUGGCCGACAAGGAGAAAGGGAAGGAGAAAGAGAAGGAUGAAGGGAAGGAGGCAGAUGGGGGCAAGACUUCUGACCCUGAAGAGGUGAGACAACUAUCUUAAAGGGUUUUAGAGAAAAAAACAAUUAAUUUACUUUUUUCAGUUUGUUUGUUUUGGGUGAGUGAAGGCACAAAAGGUUAAAACAUGCAUGUAAAACAAAAAUAAGUCAGAAGUUUAACAAGCUAUUAAAUUAAUAAUUUAUUUGAAUAGAAGAUUUAAUUUGAACAUCAUUUAUUUCAUGUUUCAUCAUUGACUAGAGGAGUAAGAGCAUUAUUUCAUAGCCGAAGCUUUAGGUUUGUGACAAAGACUUCAUUACCCAGAAUGCACCUUGAUGUCACCAGGAUGUUUGGCGGGAAUUCGACGAGAAAAAUCUGCUACGCAAUGUAUAUUAAAAGUUAACGUGGAGUUUUCAUUCAGGAAAGGAAGUUUCUACUUUUAAGUCCGAAGUCAAGCCAAAAGAUUUUACGUGUUCUUGAAUAUCGACACGUUUGUACAGGUUGUCACGCACUAUUUAAGGUUAUUUCAAGGUGAUAUCUGGGGAGACUCAUGCUCCCGUUCCAAUUACCUCGGAUGUAGGAGCUGGGAAUGACUACACUCGAGCCGACGGCGUUUCAGUAAACAAGUCGGAAAACCAAGAUAGACUCCUACUGUUAGCUGCCGUUAGCCGUUGUCAGUUGUUGUUCGCGGUUGUCAGCCGUUGUUAGAGAUUUUCAGCCGUUGUUAUUCGUUGUCAGCCGUUGUUAGAGGUUUUCAGUUGUUGUUAGCCGUUGUCAGGCGAUGUUAGAGGUUUCAGUCGUUGUUAGCCGUUGUAAGAGAUUUUCAGUUGUUGUUAGAAGUUGUCACCCGUUGUUAGUGGUCUUAAGCCGUUGUUGGGGUUUUCAGUUGUUGUUAGCGUUUUUCAGCCGUUGUCAGAAGUCGUCAGCCGUUGUUAGAGGUUUUCAGUUGUUGUUAGCGGUUUUCAGCCGUUGUUCGAGGGUUUCAGCCGUUGGUUUUUAGUAAGCGUUGUUAAUCGUUGUCAGACGUUGUUAGUCGUUACAGUCGUUGAUCGCUGUUGUAAGUCGUUGUUCGCUGUUGUCAGCCGUCAGAGGUUUUCAGUUCGCCGUUGUCAAAGGUAUUCAGUUGUUAGUCGUUGUCAGCCGUUUUCAGUUGUUGUUAUCCGCUGUCAGCCGUUGUUUUUUUCAGUUGUUAAUAGUUGUCAGCCAUUGUUAGUCGUUGUCAGCCAUUGUUAGUCGCUGUGAGAGGUUUUUCAGUUGUUGUUUGUGGUUGUCAGUCAUUGUCAGCCGUUUGUCAGUUGUUGUUAGCGAUUGUCAGCGUUUGUUGUAGCUAUACCAGUUGUAAACAACGCAUAACACAGCAUUUUACUCUUACAAAUACCAUAUAGCACCGUGUUUACAGUUAGAUGUUGGGUAGUACAAUAUAUACCACUUAUCCCGACUUCCGAGUACAACUGGAAUGCACAUCAGAUACUGAACUUUGACUUUCCACAGCUGUCAACCUCCACAAAAGAGGUGUCACAAACAUCGUCCCCCAGUCAGAAAAAGGGCAAAGAGGAGAGUGACCUAAAAGAGGAGGAGAAGAAAGAAGCAUCUGAUGCCACCGCCGCUGCUGCAACCGAGGAGAAGAAAGAGGAGAGCAAAGACGAAUCCAAACAAACGGGAAAGCAAGACACAGACGUCAAAGAGGAGAAAUCAGGUAAAAGCAGUUACCUACUGGUGCAAACGGAUAUGGAAGAUAUGCCUGGAGACAAAAGGGGCAAUGAGUAUCACAUAGUUUAAGUCUGUUUUAUAAAGCUUUUAGUAAAAUCACUUUUUUUUUCCUUGCAGAAGGAGAAAAGUCUGCGGAGGAGAAGGACAAAGACAAAGAAAAACGAGAGGAGACGCAGACGGCAGCAGAAGCUACUGAUGCAAAAGACAAGAGCGAGGCAGCUGAUGUGAAGAAAGGUACGUCUAAACUAAACAGGAUGACUCACUACUGCGAACAUGAUCUGAGUUUAUUUGCUGAUUAAAACCAUGGCUGUCUUUAUCCAUCACAGAGGAAGUAAAAGGUGAAAAGGAUGCAGGGAAAGAAGUCAAACCAGCGAAGGAGGAGGUGCCACCUAUUCCACCUAAAGGGAACGGGAAGCCUCCUGCAGAGCGACCUCGCUUUAUGUUCAACAUCGCUGAUGGCGGAUUCACAGGUGAGGAAGUCGUUCAACUUAUAUUUGGCAGAACGGGUUUCCUCAAUUCUUGACUGUCCUUUCUGCACGAAAAUCUUCACAAACACAUUCCUCUGAAAGGAAGGAAGCAAAGAGUAACGAACUCUUCACUGAUGUGUGAUGGUUUUUAAGACUUUCAGACGUUCAAACUUUUACGUUUUAACUCUUGGAGAGGAGGGGAAGGUGAAAAGGUGAAAAUAACUCUUUCAGUCAGCCAAACAACUCUCAAAGCAGUCCAAACAACAUGAAAUUCACAACCAAUGUAAAAUCAUAACAUUCCCCCCGACUCUCCAGAGCUCCUGUGCGGGAGCAGCGAGCAGCCAGAAUUAUCUCCACCUUGAUCAUAAACCUUGAAAAGCUCUCCGCGCCUGUGGAAACACCUGCAGCCAGGUUUCAGUGAGCUAAGCACUUUGACACAAACCGCAUUUUAUAACCUGUGUCGGCUUCACCCCUGCAGAGCUGCACACUCUCUGGCAGAACGAGGAGCGGGCUGCCAUCUCCUCGGGGAAGAUGAACGAGAUCUGGCACCGCCGACACGACUUCUGGCUGCUGGCGGGAAUCGUGAUGUAUCCUUGACAGCGGUUGCCCAAGCAAUGACCCUACUCUGUUUAUUUUUCUAUCAGCCCGCAGAAGCCGAGUGUAAUAAGUCAACAACCCAGCAAGAGCUCAGUAAACAACAAACCGUGUCUGGUGGAGACUGAUGUACUGGGUCAUUUAGUUCAUGCUGUUCCCUCUAUUAUGCUAAUGAAGGGCUUGUAGCGUUCGCUUUAAACUCUAUGUUUAUUAUUCUUCGAGCUAAUGUCGAAAACGAGUAGAAGUGGAAUAAAAAAGGAGAAAAGCUUCGAUUUUGUGGUAAACUAACUGCUGAGCUGCAUUUUAAGACAAUGAAAAAUGAAAUCAAUCUUCAUUCUGGGAAAGAUUAACUUCAGAUUUUGGGUUGUAAACUUUUUUACUGCUCGGCGAAGCAGGGGGAGCGGCUGGAAUUGAACUGUCAUCGUCUUAAAAUAACAAGGAUAUGAAAUUGUUGAAGCUUUUCUGUUUUGAAAUGUCGUUAAAAGUCCUCCAACUCCUAAAAUAGACAGAUGAAAGCAAAUUAACAGCAUAUCUUCUAGAACUUUUCUUUUCUUUCUCUGUAAAAAGGUGAUUUUGUUUGAUUUUACCCUCACUCUUAAAUCACCCUUGACCGCUAUGCCAGUCACGGUUACGCCAGGUGGCAGGACAUCCAGAACGAUCCGCAGUUCGCCAUCGUCAACGAGCCUUUCAAGUCGCAGGCGAACAAAGGCAACUUCUUGGAGAUGAAGAACAAGUUCUUGGCUCGACGGUUUAAGGUAAGACGGCCCCACCUGGUUCACCUGAUUCCUCAGAAACAAAGACACAUGAUUUAUUCGUCAGUUCGGUGUUUAUUGACGUUUUUAUUGCCCUGCUUGUGCUUCAGACGUGUUCAAAAAAAAAAAAAAUCCCCAGGUUGAGAAGUCAGCCCUUCUUCCAUGCAGACAAACUAUUUCAGUCACAUUAAGUCGUGUCUUCAAUCACCUGACUUGUUUGAUGGUUGGAUGACGGAUGCCCCUAGACCCACAUAUCGGCCGGGUGGUAUUGCUGACGGCUGCAUUUCUGGAAAAGCUCUCAUCCUGUUUUGACCGGCUCACAUGUUUCAGAUCCUGCCUUCAACAUCCUCAUUUACUGUAUCUCCUUCUCUCUGUCCCUCAUAAAUACGAUCUUGCUCUUUAAUCAAAGGUUUUGGUUUGAUACACAACUUUUUUAUAAAAGAGGGAACAAAAAAAAUUCCCAGGGUUUUUUUGGUUUUAUCGUCAGUGCAGCAGGUUUGCGGUGUUUCUUGUUAGAGAAGUUAUUUUUUCUUAUGUAAAUAAAGUGGUACAUUUGAAUAGUGGACUCCAACUUCAGAGAGCUUCUCACAGCUGUCAAUCUAAAAAUUUGUCUAGCAUUAUAAUCCAAGAAAAAAAAACAUGUUAAAAUUCCGAAGUUUCAGGUUUUUGUCUUUUUUAGAAACAAAACAAACAAACGAGCUUAAAGCUCUUGUGAGGUGUUUUUUUUUUUUUGGCUUAUAUGAAACAGAUUGACAUUCAUCAGCUAAAAGACUGACACACUGACUUUAAUUGCAAUUUUCAAUGACUGAGAGGUGUCAGCCGAGCAGCUGGUUGGACUGUUUCUAUGUUAAAUAGUCACAAUAAAUAACAAGACUGUUUUGUCCACAGGGGGGCGCCAAAACCAGGAGGUACUCACUGGAGCUUUAACUAAAUUGAUCACAAACUUUAACAUGUGUUAAAGUUGCAGUGUUCAGCUAGGAUAACAACAUUUUUAGAUGCUCAAAAAGACCAGAUUUCAGUUUCGUAAUGUAAAGUUAUUUAAACGAUUACAAAUUCAUUUUAUACAUUUUACCUGAAGUGGAAAUUUUUACAGUGAAAAAGCAGUUUUCAAAUCGAGUGUCGCAUCCUGAUACGUUUGUUUCCUUCUUGUUAAAGCUCCUGUAAGGAUUUGUUGACUUUGGCGCCCCCUGUGGACAAAGUGGAUAUUGCUGCUGAUUUUCUCUUUUCCUUAUAAAAAUGGUGUUGAUGACAAAUAAACCUCCCUCUGUUGUUUUUUAGUGUCUUUUUAUGGUUUGAGCAACUAAGGCUGUUUCUUCAUUCUACUUUCCCCCGCGUAGCCAUUAAAAAAAUAAAAAAUUACAAUAGAAAAAAAGUCGGAUUUGUUAUUUUGUUGUUUACAUUUGCUUUUGUACCUCAAACAGAUGCAUCGCUGUUUGGUUCAGUCUGUUUCAUAACUUUUCCUAAAAUUCCUUAUAGGAGCUUCAAGGACAGAAAAGUAAACACACUUUGUCUUUUUCUUCUCCUCCUUCAGCUACUUGAGCAGGCUCUUGUGAUCGAGGAGCAGCUACGACGGGCGGCCUACCUGAACAUGACCCAGGACCCGACUCACCCGGCCAUGGCACUGAACGCUCGCUUUGCGGAGGUCGAGUGUCUCGCAGAGUCACACCAGCACCUCAGCAAGGAGUCGCUGGCGGGGAACAAGCCGGCCAACGCUGUGCUGCACAAAGGUGAAACUCUGAUGCCACUAAAGGGUUAAAAAAUCCCCUUAUUUUGAAAACCGUCUGCAGUAAUUACACAAACAAAUCCGCUGUUAGAGAAAUAAGCCACAGACAAACUCAUGAAAGAUUGUCAGUCAGAUAAUCAGAGGCGCACAAUGAAAGAGAUACACAUAAACACGUUUUACAGCCCUGUUUUGCAAUCUCUCCAUCACUCUGCCUGGAGCUGAGUUUAGCGAAUCAAACAGAUAAGCUUGUUUGGAGAUAGCUCCAAACAUUCCCUCUCUGGCAGGCUUGUGUAGCACUUUGUGUUCUGCUGAAAUGUGGAAGUGUUGAGUUCGACACUGCACCGCUUGUUCUCGAUCCUGUCACAGAUUCUCUGAACGAAAUCAGAUUAAUGGCACGAUGACAGGGCGCUGAAAUGAUAACAAGACUUACACACAUAUUUGUACUUAAUUGAUAAGAAUACUCAGAGUUAUCACCAGAAUAACAUCUUAAGUUCCCAGAAAAACAUUUGGAUAUAGUCUUUAUCACUUACAUCCUUUGGUCAUUAUCAUGCUUGUAUUCGCCACAACACUGAGGAAGAAGUUGCUGUUAUUUGUGUUUUUAUUUCCUGAAAAUUUCUAAAAGCAGACCAAAAAAUUGAUAUCUUCAUGCAAGGACACCUGAAAAAACAGAUCAACGUUUUGACAAAUCUGUUUGUGGUGUUUAAGCCAAUCAGCAUUCAGAUUACUGAUAACCAGAGACACAUCAGUAAUGAUCAAUCUGACCUCUUUUUUUUUAUUUCAAUACAAUGCAAAUUUACGUCCAACAAUUUCAAAUAUAUGGGUUUGCAUAAAUCUAAUCUUAACUCCUUUUAAUGAACACGCAUAGAAAACUACCUGACAAUGUUUAGAUUUUUUUAACAGAUAUACGUUACAAUGUCUUUUUUUUUUCUUACAAAUCUACAUUAUGUCUUUUUUUUUUUUUUUUUUUUUACAAAUCUACAAUAAAAUUCCAUUUUUGUUUUUAAAAAAAUCUACAUUAUAAUGUCUUAAUUUUUUUUUACAAAUCUACAUUGUUUUUCUUUUUCAAAUAUACAUUAAUUUUUUGUUACAAAUUUAACAUUAAAAUUUCUAUUUAUUUUUUUAUUUUUUUCCAAUUUUACAUUAAAAUUUCUUUUUUUUCUACAAAUCUACGUUGUAAUGCCUUUUUUAAAACAAAUCUACAUCAUAAUGUCUUUUUUUUUCAAAUCUACAUUAUAAUGCCUCUUUUUAAACAAAUCUACAUUAAAAUGUUUUUUUUUUUUUUGCACCCACCAGAGUCAGUUAUAUUUGCACUUAAGGGGUUAACGGAGUAAGGACUGAUGGGGGGUGUUUUGCCUCCCAUUAUUUCGCACCAAUCACUGGCCAACCACUAAACCUCUUUAUUGAUGAAUUAUAAAAUAUCUAUGAUAGUUUCAAGUACAAAAGAUGCAGAAAGUGUAAAAUGUGCAUUAAAGCGACACCUUCAUUGUUUGUUGUUGUUGUGACAGUGUUGAACCAGCUGGAGGAGCUGCUGAGCGACAUGAAGGCAGACGUGACCCGGCUACCGGCCACGCUGUCCCGAGUCCCGCCCAUCGCUGCCCGGCUGCAAAUGUCAGAGAGGAGCAUCCUCAGCCGACUGGCCAGCAAGGGCACCGAGACGCACACACCCCCGGUCAGCAGCCUUACUUUGCCUUUCCUCACACACACUAGCACACAAACGUAUGUAUAUGUGUAUAUAUAUAUAAAAAAGCUGCCACAGUCACAAGUCAAAACCUGCUGAGCUGCCUGCAUUCAGUGGAAAAAUCACAGCUGGAGGACAGCCAAUGAAAAUAAAGAACCCAUUAUGUUGUCACCCACUUGUGGUUUUUUUCACUCCCCAACUGUUUAGUCAGCACAUUUUUGUCUUUGUCGCUUACGUAACUUUGAAGCGUCUCAUUGUUUUAUUUUCUAUUUCUAAAAUUCACUCAAUUCCUUAAGGAUAAACUCCUCUCUCACUUUUGCGCAGCCCAUUCCUCCAGGACCCUACGCUACUCCUCAGAACUACGGCGCCCCCUUCACCCCCGCACCCCCCAGCGCUCUGCACAUGGGAGGAGCCAACUACAGUCAGAUGCCGCCCGGAUCCUUCAUAUCAGGUCGGUGUUUGAAGCUUAAAUCAAAAACUUGGCUCUCAAUUCAAGACUUGGAAAUACAUCUCAAAGAAUAGUAAUAAUUGAGCGGAUACGCUUUUAAUUUGAAGGGGCACCACUAUUAAGUUUAAUGAUAAUUGUUCAGAGCAGCUUUGGGCAGAUUUGUCUUCACCUACCCAUGCAGGAUGUGAGUCUGUGAGGGUGUGAGAGGUGAGUGUGUCACAAGCAGUAAUAAAAAAAGAAUCAUAGGCAUUACAGCGGCCAUAAUUAUAGUAUUAAAGAUGAUUUACACAACAAUGAGAGCUUAUUUCAACUUCCCAAGCCGGCAAUUUAAACCAGAUUUAAGCUCGGGCUGUUGAGUGAUUCCUGUAAAGUAUCCAAUAAUAUCCUUUCUUAUUUAAUGAUGAAUAUCUUUUCGCAACUGGAACAAAUCUGGUGAUGUCGUCAAGGACGUUUUUUUCGAGAAAACUGUUCCUGAAGUGAAGGACAGUUCAUAAAGAUCAAAAUGUGGUGGUAUGACUUUGAUUCAAGUGUCUUACUCUUAUAAAGGUUCUGGUUUAAGAUUGUGUUGCAUUAUGGGAAAUGUAGGAUGCAGUGAUUUUGGAGCAUCGCCUGAUUCUCAGAAACAUUUCAGUUUGUGCUGCUUUGAUUUUUACUGUUAUUUCAACAAUUUUUACCUCUUCAUGGGGUUAAAAUUGUAAAAAAAAAAAAAACACCUCAGUGCUCCUUCAAGGUUCUUUGUAUUAACUUAUAUGAAAACUUCUAAAAACAAACACAAAAAAGACUUAAGUAGUUUCAGAACAUGUAAAAGUUGCUUAAAAAAAAGAGAGAAAGUUUUAUAUUGAAGUUUUAUAAGAAGCUGUGAGAGGGCCUGUGUCCACCAGUGACGCGUGAUAGGUAGGUUUUUUGACACUUCUGCUUCCCUGUUAACUCGUUGUUUGGUGUUUGUAGUUUUAGGAGAAAAGGUAAAAACAAUUGAUGAAAGUAAUGUUAUAUCUUUAGCAACUUUAAACCUGGAAAAUGUUUCCUUUUGUUUCUCUGGCUUUGUUUUUCAUCCCGCCUCUCCUCGAAACUGUUGGGUUGUUGACAGAGAAGGGAAACGGCAGUGUUGCAAAAGUUGAAUUAUUUUUAACUGAGAACAACAACAAACAUUUGAAGCCAAAGGCAUAUUUGUGUUUUAAACGCUGAGUUUUGUGUUGGUUUUGUUGGGAAACAGCUGCUGCCCGCACAAAAUAAAACAGUGAUAAUGGAAACAGGCCCUUAAUGAGUCGAAAACUGGUUCUGGAAGAAGAUGGGCCAGACUAAUCAAAUUUUAUUUUCUCACUCCUUUACUCUUUAAGUUGUCACAGUUUUAAAGCUCCUAUGAAGAGUUUUUGAGAAAAAUAAAAUUGACUCAGAUUAACAUGAUAUCCAAAAACAAACAAGUUAAACAAACUUUCUGAAUUUUAAAGCCUGAAGUUGUCAGUCAAGCAGCUUAAUUCCUGUUUCUACAAUUUCAAUAUAAAUUAUUCACAAUAAAUGAUUUAUCUGACUUUUUAGAGUCAAAGUUUUGAGGACAAAAAAAGAAAGUCUGUUUUGUCCACAGGGGGCGCCAGAAUACACACAAACUGAAAGUUCCUCAUGGGAGCUUUAAGAAAAACUCAAAUUUUCUUUCCAAAUAACCUUUUCUAACCUUCAAAACAGGUGACAAAAAAACUUCCAGGACUGUCUCUUCGAGUUACUUUUUAUUUUAUGUGUGAAGCAGAUGGCAAAUAAAAGUUUUAGCAGGUGUUUUUUUUUUUCACUGGGCUCAUCUUUCUGAGUUUUUCAUCUGGAAAUCUUUUUCUUUUACAAAAAAAUAGAAAAAUUCCAAGGACUUUGGAAAGAUUAACCUGGCAAAACUUCACCUGAACAUUAAAAAAAAAAGUGGUUUUGGUGAGAAGAAAGAGAAUCAGACCUUGAACUCCUUUUUUAUUUUUGCCUCUUGGGGCUUCCGUAGAUCUCUAAUAAAGAAAACCUGUGCGGACUGAGCUCACUAAUGACAGUUCUUUUAAUCUGUGCAGUAAAGAGAGAGGAACAAGUCUGGCUUUUGAAGUCUGGACUUGAUUAGUUGGCAACUUUCACUGAUGAAGGGCGAAAACCCGUCCAAAGAGUUGCUUCUAUUUAAAGAUAUCAGAGGAAUUCCAGCUUUAUUUGGUUAUGUUGUUGUGGAAAUAUUUGGCAGAGAAAGGGUCAGGCUUCAUCAAAAUGACUGACUCUGGGAAACGGGUGUGUCAGGAAAACAUUGAUGCAUUUAUUUCACGGCGGGGUCAGCGUUUUAAACCCCCAAAUCCUACUUUAAUCUUAAGUGGUGCAGAGAGCUACUUGAUGGCUUUAAAGCAGCUCUGUUUCGCACUCUUUGAAUGGACACUUUAUCUCCUCGAGCAGCUCGAAGUUGUGAAACCUUAAAACUCCAGACAGGACUCCAUAUUGGAAAAUAACGUGUGCAGCAGAGUUUCUGAUGUGGCUGCCAGACAGACACCUGAAAUAGACAUUACCCAAAUCAAACACAUAACGUGCUGCGCGGCUAUAUUAAGGCAUUUUCAUCUCUUAACAUGUCCAACCUUGAAACCUCAAUGCUGGGCUCAGCAGUAAUGACAUAUUGUGCAACAAUAAAAGCACAGUCUGGAGCGCUAUCAGACCUGUCUGAGGAGUGUUUUCUUUUCCAAGCAUGUUUAUUUUCUCUUUUGAAGUCCGAUUGGCGCUCUCAUUACUCUCAAAUCCCUUAAAAAAAAAAGAAGGCUUUGGCCUCCCCCGGCCUGCGGUCUAUCAUCCCGCACUGGCAGUUUGUGAAUUUAUUUUCUCAUAAUUAGUUUGGUAACAGCAUAUGCUCUCCAGGCGCACUGCGUGUGUAUUCGUGUUCGGGGAUGUUUAGAUAGCAGAGAUAACUGGUAAAACCUGAUAUUCCCCGGUAGCUUUGCCCUAAAAAACCACAACAGCCAGCUCUCUGCUCGCCUCUCACUCAGUGUGUCUUGAUUUAUGUAAUUGUAGACUGAGACAUCUGUCAAAGGCAUUGCAUUCUCGCGAGCCAGAGCCUAUCUCUGAAAAUGUCAUUAUGCUCAGCCCGUCUGAAUCUGGCCGUGCCAAGAAAACAUUCGGACUUUGUGCCGAGGUAUUUUGAGAGGGACAGAAACCACAGAAGGAGUUUGGUUGUGUAAACGUCGUGUUGUGACUUGUGAAGCGGCGGAGGGCUGGGCUGAGCAGAAAUAGUCGCGCGCGCGGAGUCGGGUUCCUCUGUGAGGCUUUUUGCUCACGGGGGCCUCGGUCUGAACAUCCUGAACUCUGGCGGGGCGGACGCACGCAGCAAACGAGGCCACAUGUACGGUCCUGAUUGGGGUCGCGCUGGUUCCCGGUUUUUUAGACUCAGCCGGAGAGGAGAAAAAAGAAAAAGUUACAACAACAAAAACUCUGAUUCUGUGACCUCUGAGCGUCCCUCCAUUAAUAGCCCUCUCCUGAGAGAGAAAGUACAAAAAACAUCACCAGAAAUAUGCAUGUCUGCUGUGGCACUCUUUAACUCCACAUCCACGUUUGUAGCUACACUCUGUGAACCCUGAUGAAAAAUGUUAAUGAUGCAUCAAAUGCUCCAAUAAAGGAUUGUUCUGUGCUGUCUCACACAUGGCGAAAUUCCGCAUUCUCACAACAUCUUGAAAUGCAUUUUGGAAAAACCUGUUUCUGCCAUCAGUACUGCAAAGAGGAAGCUACUCAUCUGCACUUAAAGGACUCGCACAUAGACAGAGCUUCAUCUGGUAGGGGCGUAGAAAUUAGAGAGAUUGCCCUUCCGAUGGAGCGAGCCCUGACUGCAAUCGCCUGCCGUGCUGAAGUGAAUCCUCUGACCUUUGACCUCCGUACUUAAAAACAGAACCCCCUACGGGGACGAGUAAAGUGUCACUUUUUCCUGCUCCCCUCUCCGAGUCUCCACUACAGUCUGCCGCUUGUCUGCCCCCACAGAAGCCGCCGCCGCUGCUGGGGCCACCGGGGGAGCCGCCGGAGGGUCGGCCGCCGCUUGCCAGAAGACGAAGGAGCACGAUGUGGGGCAGCGGCAGCGGGUGGUGGACCUGUGGAAGGACGGCAAGUCGGAGGGCGCCAUUGGGCAGGAGCUGAGGAUGCCCAAGUCGACGGUGCACAGCAUCAUCGUCAAGUACCGACUCAGCAACACGGUGGAGAACCUGCCGCGCAACGGGCGACCAAAGAAACCCUGAAGAGGAGAAAAAAAAGAAACUGAAUCGAAACAGAAAAGGAAAUAAAGGGAGAGAUGAAUGCCCAAGGACAGAGCGCUUUAACUCUGCUGGAAUGUGAGGAAUAAAAAGAAAGAUGUAAAACAAACUUGAUGGAUCGAUCAAAGACCAAGAGCCAGAAGGAGCGGGCAUAAAAAGUGAAAAAAGUGGCACCUAUUAAAAGAAAAACACGGGGAAUGAGGAGGGAGAGGUGCAAAGCUGGCCCUGAGAUCAAGCGCUAAUGAAGCGUGGGGGGAAAAAUGAAGCCGAGAGAGAAAAAAGGGGGGAAAAAAAACAGAAGGAAGACCUGUCUGGAACAAACAAAUCCUCGUGCAGAGAGAGAAAAGACGCCGCUGAAAGGAAUCUGACGUUAAUGGAAAAGAUGCUCAGCUGAAGAGAAAAAAAGGCGGCAUGUUAAUGCAAUCACAGGUUUGUUAGGAAUUCAGAUGCGACGGCUGCAAAAGGAGGAAAAUGCAACAGAGUCUUCUUCCUUUUCUGUUUUUUGUACCUCCUCAGACGGACUUCUUCUCUCCCUCUGUGCCGAAUAAGAUUUCCCCCCGGAUCAAUUCUUCAUCCGCCGGCUGACUGAACAAGCCUGUCCCCUCACGCCGACCCCGAACUCCCUCAUUCCUCCACAAUCCUGCACUCCUCCGUCUCUCUCUCUCUUGCACACUUAUACAGUAUAUAUAAAUAUAUAUAUAUAUACACACUUUGGACCUCACACACAACCUAGAAACCUGCAAAGAAGUGAAUUUAUCUGCUGAGCAGAGGCAGAUGAAGGCCAAACUGAAAAUAGAAAGGGACAAAGAGGACGCUUGAAAAAGGGAAAGAAUGCAAAAAAGGAGUUUUUUUUUUUCUUUUAGUAGAAAAGAGUUUUUCCCAUGAACUCUUUAACUGAAGUCCAAACAAGCAAAGAAGUAAAAAGCAGAAGCGUAAAAAAGAAACUCAGAUGUUGCAGCAUGGAAGCCGCACCAAUCUGAUGAACUGAGAUAAGGAUUUUUAACGUUUUAUGAAGCAUAUUUGCUCUAGCACCUUUAUCAUGGGGGUCUCUUAAAGGGAAGUAUGACUCCAGUGAUUUUACAUUUCCUGGUUUUAUGCCUCAUCACAGAAAAUAUCAGAAUUUAUGAGCAGCUCUACCCCAAAGUUAAAGACUGUAAUCCGUCACUGAAAGAAAAAGGGAGCCUCACUUUGAAGCCCGGAGAGACUUUUUUUUGUUCUUUAAGCUUCUUUUAUUGUGACAGUGUGAUGGAUGCCACGCUGGAAAAUGUCCCCCGAUCCCUGAGAAAAUAAAACACUCUGGACUGUGUCAUCGGUUUUCCAGCUCGGUGUGUGUCUGUGUGUGUGUGUGUGUGUGCAGUAGAGCUGUACAUCAGUGUGACAUCCCAGACUAAAGUAGCUGGACAAACUCCUCUGCCUCAAGAGACGUGAAAAAUCGGUUACACGGUUCAUACUUUUCUAAGACGUCUGAGUAUUUCUAAGCUAAAAUUUUCUUAAUUAUCUGAUAUGCUUGAAGGACAACAGAUGAGGCGUGUGGCCUGCACUGAGAUCUUCACUGUCUGUGUGUGUGUGUUUGUGUGUGAGUGAGUAUGUUCGUGUCUGUAGAGUAACCUUGAAUUAUCUCGAAGCCAGUCCUCCUUUGAAUUUCAACGACUCACCUCACUUUGAUGAAGAAAUAAACCUGCAUUUAAAGCUCCUGUGCAGAGUUUUUAAGUUGGUUAUGAAACAGAUUUAAACUAAUACUGAUAAUCUUUGUGGGCUACGAUAGCGAACUAGACCAUCCACAUUUAAAUAAACUAUUUCUUCAAAGUUCAGUUUCUUAAAGACACUUAAAGGAGUUUUAUUACCUCCAGAAGUAAACAAGACAAUCGGCAAGAGGGAUGAUAAUUUCGCUGUAGCCAUUUUUAAUGCUAAGCCAAAGUGAGUUAUGUAUUUAACUCUGAUGAGGUUUUUGUCUGAAAACGCUUCUUUUGACGGGUUGAGAGGAAUCACUGAGUUAACAAGAGGUGCCGACAUAAAUACGAACUGAAAGUUCCUUACAGCAGCUUUAUUAAGUCCAAAACAACAGCAACAAUGGAAAUGUGACGCUGAUGAAACAACUGCGCAAACAGAAAACACAUGCUAAAGAAAAACUGUGCAAAUUUAGAUGUGAAAAUGUAGUUGGCUGGGCUUGCUAACUACCAGUCAACGGCAUUACAGAACGUAUUUUGUAUCAGUGAAUGUUUAUCAUUCCUGAAUGGAAAUGUGACGCUAAUGAAACAACUGCGCAAACAGAAAACACAUGCUAAAGAAAAACAGUAGAAAUUUAGAUGUGAAAAUGUAGUGUGCCAGGCUUGCUAGCUACCAGUCAGCAGCGCUACAGAACAUAUUUUGUGUCAAUGAAAGUUGAUCAUUCCUGAAUGAAAAUGUGACGCUAAUAAAACAAAUGCACAAAGAGAAAACAUGCUCAAGAAAGAUGGUGCAAAUUUAGGCGUGAAAAGGUAGUGUGCCAGGCUUGCUAGCUACCAGUCAGCAGCGCAACAGAACGUAAUUUGUGUCAGUGAAUGUUGAUCAUUACUGAAUGGAAAUGUGACGCUAAUGAAACAACUGCACAAACAGAAAACGUGGUAAAGAAAAAAGAUGCUAAUUUUAGCAUGAAAACGUAGCGCGCCAUGCUUGCUAGCUACCCGCCAGUGGCUUUACAGAACGUAUUUUGUGUCAAUGAAUGUCAAUCAUUCCUGAAUGAAAAUGUGACACGAAUGAAACAACUGCUCAAACAGAAAACAAAUGUUUAAUAAACGGUGCAAAUUUAGGAAUGAAAAGGUAGUGCGCCAGGCUUGCUAGCUACCAGUCAACGGCUUUUAUUGUGUCAAUAAAUGUCGAUCGUUCCUGAAAUUGAGCACUUUUUUCCUGAUGAAGUUAGCUCUGUUCAGCUCUGUUGGCAUUGCAGUUCAGUUAGCUUUGCUUGCCACUAUACCUUUGAGUUUGAAGUACUGGUCCAACAACAAACAGAGUCAGGUACCAGCUGAGGAAACUGUAGUUUUUGUCAACUUAAGAAUCAACUGAUCCUCCCAUUUAGAUGGUGGAGACCAAAACUUAGUUAAAAGGAAGGAGUUCUGAAACGGCAAAGAGCUGGUGAUCCAGUUCCAAAUUUCUGUAUCUAUCUGCUUGAACUUAAUUUAAAGUAUGCAACUGUUUGCUAAAAUAUCAAAGACUUUCAAGAUCGCUGUUUUUGAAUGUUCCCAUGAAGAGAGCAAAAAUUGAUUCGAGAAUGUUAAACGGAGAAAGCAUCAGAUCAAAAAACAAGUCAGUGAAUAAGAGACCAAAGGGAAUUGCUUUCUAAAAAGUACAUGAUGUGCUAUAUUUGGCCUCAAAAGAAAACACACUCACGCAAACACAAGAGUAUAAGAGGCAUACAUGAAAAUGACCUUUUUCAUGUGGAGUCUGGUGUCAGUUUUACCCCCAAACUCCUGCAGCACAUUAAGAAUCAAACCAUUCUUGAGUCUCAGCUGGAUAGACUCUUCAUUCCCAAACCAGACUGGAGCUUUUCAAGUCCCUGAACAGUCGACAGUUCAGACAUAGAGGGUUGUUCCUGAUGAAAGGGUUUGGCGUAGAUUCAUUCCUGCAAAGCUUUUCAGCAUGCAAAUAUGCUGCAUUUCCUGCCAAGAUGGCAGCGCUCACUUCUAUCAGAUAGUAGGCAGGACCUACAGGGGAGGGACACAGGCUGUCAGGUCAGCCAGGAAUGAAAUUUAUUGCCUUUCUUGACUUAAGAUCAUCCAAAUAGUGAAGUCCCAGAGUCUGAGGCCUUGUAGAUGAUAACAGCAGGGUGAAGAUUUAUGGGAUUAUUGGAGAUGUGUCCCAGCGUGGGCUGCUCGAUUGAUCAUAUUCUAACUGCAGCAACAAAAGUCACUGCCAGCCUCAUUUGGGACAAAAAAUGUUGAUGUUUCUAACAACGUCUGCUGCUCAUUGAAGCUGCAGACGAUCUGAGGAGAGUUCGCAGGAGGAGUUUGGCUUAACAGAGGUGAAGUAUUGCAGCAGAGUAAAUUUGGCGGAUCUGUUAUCUGGUUUUAUACAAGAGCCUCAUUGAAUUUCCCUCCUGUUUCAACUUCAGAGCUUCUUUACCUUAUAUGCCCGGCUCAUUUUGGCCUUUUUUUCUAUGUGAGGCUGUUAUUGAUAUUAGAUGUCAAAAUCCAAAAGAAGCAGAAGCUCUGCCUAAAGUACCGCUAGUUUAAUGGUUCACAGCGCAGCCAAACAAACGUAUGUUGUCGUGGUAAAACAGUGCGUUAAGGUGCCAAUAAUCCUCUCAAAGUGUGUUUUUUUUUGCGUGCUGAGGUUCAAUUCCAAGUCAAAAAAGUUGCCUACAGACUUUUUACAAUGAACUUUUUUCUCUCCGUGAGGAUAACCUCGAUGUGCAUCCACUUUAUAAAACCUGGGCGCCUCUUUGACGCCACAAUUUUAACGGUUUUUGAAGCCCAAUGUCCGGGGUCCACCAUAUUGGAACGUCAAUACAAAAGGAGUUUUGAUCAAUCUAGAAACUGGUGAAGAAAUGGUCAAUUUGGACGCACAUUUUUAUGCAAAUCCAACUUUGAUAUUGGCUUUAAUCUGGAUUCCUUGAUGUUUGGGCCAGCCUCUAGUGGACACUUGAGGAACUGCACUUAAUUUCACCCCCUCGUCGGCUUCAUUUGUCCACUUGUUACAAAGUUGGAGAACACACUUGUGAGCUCUCUCUGGUGGGGGAAGUUUAUAACGUGACCCUGUGUCUACACAACUUCAAACAUCAUCAUUCACGUCUUUUACUGCCGUGUGUUGUCGUAUAUAUUUAUUACCGGCGGUGUCUUAUCGCCCAGAUCCUUCUGUCCUUCCAGAAGACUCUGCUGUUUUUAUUUCCAUCUGUCUUUUUUAUCGUCCUUUUCUUCCACGUCUCUAUCUUCUGCUUCUGCAUCUUUUUUUUUUUUUUUUUGUACGCUUUGCACCCGUAAUUCCUCCUGCUCUUUCACCCAGUCUUUACCUCGAUUUGUUUUGCUUCUUAUCAGAUUUUGUCUGCCGCCCCACACACACACACUCGCACACACACACACACUCUAACUCCGUCUCUUUUCCUUCUCUCUGUUCCCCUCUGUUGGCCUCCGCUGGCCAAAUGCCAUACGUUUUCCCAAAAGUGGUCCCCCCUCUGGUUCUAGACACACACACACAGAGUUUUAGCCCCCCCAGUCAUUCCCGUCUCACUACGCUCCUUAUCGUACCUUUGAUCUGCACAGGGGUGUUAUGACAGUUUAUCUUUCCCUGUGGCGCGAGUGAGAGAAGUACGCUGUUAGUCUAUUUCUGGCUUUGUUUUGAAAGGAGCGCUAAACUCGCCGUUUUACUCCCCGAGCAGUUUCACGAUCGCGCACAAAUGUGGAAAGCACAGAUCGUUUGGCUGGCCAGCUGUGCAGUUGUGUAGAAAGAAUUUAAUAUUCAUUCGUGUGUGUGUGUGUGUGUUUGUGUGUCCGUGACCUUAUUUGCCUGUGUGUGCGAGACUGAGUGGAUGUGUGUUUACUCGUGCCGGCCUCACUCUCUGCAGGUAAACAGUCGUGAAUUCUGAGGGUUUCUCAUCUAUGUAAACAAAGUCCUGUAUACGUAACAUGAUAUAUCAAUGUACUGUAAUAUGCAAGUUAAAACAAUAAAAGGAUUAUUGAGAUACGAAGAACGACAGGAAAGAGUUUGUUUGCCUGUUAAGUCAAGACUUUAUUUUUAUUCAUACUCUUGAUAAACAAUUAUGAGCUUUAGUGGAAUUAUCAAGAUUAGAAGACUCACAGUUUUCUGUUAGAUGAAGGAAAAACACCAAAAGUUGACAUAACUUUGCAAAAGAGGAUGUUAUAAACCAAGCAAAGACUUUCACUUUUGAUUCCCAGAGGGGAGUGAAUAAAGAUCUCAUUUCUUCUGACAUAUCUAAAGCCAACAGUUAUGACUUCAAUCCACAAAAAAGUAUGAAGGAGUAAUCAUUAAAAGCAGGUAUUUACUGUGUGUGCCAGAUGUUUUAUGAAAGCGGCAUUUCUGAUCCAAACGAGAGGUUCAAAACAACAGUGGUACCUCAGUGGUGUUCGCUAAUAAAUGUUUCAACAUCAAAUAACAUUCCUGAAGGUACAAAAGACCAAUAAGGUAAGCUGUUGCCCAUGAGGGCCAAGUAGAUGGUCAGAUACCAUUCACUUCAUACUGCGAACCAGCAGGUGGCAGUAUAUGCCCAUAUAAAUACAUUAAUGAAAUAGAUAGAGCAAGAUUAUUACAUAUAACAUGCUGUCAUCCCAUUUGUUAAACUAUUACCACAAUUUUCUAAAUUAGCGUCUUAUUACGUUCAAAUUGGCAGAAAACUAGAGAAUAAGUACAAUCACUCAUUUAUAUUUAAUAAAUGUUCAUUGAGUUAAAAAAUCGUACCCGGUUUAUAAAGUCUAAGCUGUUUUGCAUUAAGCAAAAUCGCCCCCUAGUGGCCAUUCAAAAAACGCAGGUUUGAGGUACUUAAGGAAAUACCAAAUAAAUAAACUCAAUCAACUCAGUUCCUCCAUGCCGGCACAAAGACAGUAGCCCUCUUAAAUAGCCCAAACAAGCUGUAUCAAUUAUUUUAAAUGUUAAUGAAGUUUCUAAGCUUUAUUUAUUUAACCCCAAAAUUUAUCAGAAAAUAGACACUCAAGCAUGGACUGGCACAAUAAUGGAUUCAAUGUGUAGUUUGAUUUUAAAGUUGAAACAAUGUCCUAUCUGUCAACAUGGAGGAGGUUGGCUCUUUGAUUUGUACUGCCCCCUGCCAGUAGGGGGAGCUCUAAAAGUUAAAGCUUCACUUUUAGGGAACUGUCAUGUCGUUCAGUCUACUGGUAUGUGUCAGGGCUGUCACAAAAUCACACUUUCAUCUCAAGAUUCACCAUGUUUUAAGACUUGUAGAUAAACAAUAUAAAAAUUUAAUUUGAGGAAAAGCAAGACAAGGAUGGGGCAACACAUUACUUCAUAAACUCUGCUAAUUAACGUAGCUAUCUUACAUGUUAUUACCUAUUUCUAAUAAUAUUGAAAUUUGUGAUUAAUCCACAUCAUUAGCUCGUCAUUUUAACUGCUUUUAUCACGCCAUAUGCUACUUCUGGUAGAUCGCAAGUGACAGAGUUGAAUGAAAACUGUUGAAAGAGCUGUCAGAAAGUAGAAAUGUUGCAUUGAUUAGAAAGCUCUUACAUUGUUUUGUGAUUCACGAUAAAUCUUGAAAGUAACUAGAAGAGCCGAAUAAUGUCCCACUGGGGCUGAUUCAGUGAGCUAGCUAGCAGUUCUUCGUCUGUCCUCUCUUUUAUUGCGUGUGGCAGCCAGCGACAAGAACGACUAUUAUGAAGUCAUGGGAUUAACAGGAUAUUAAUAUUAUAGCUUUUUAAAAAGAUGAUAUGCGUCAAGCUUCUUUUUUGCGGCGGUUUGGUAAAGAAGCCCCCUGGUGGACACAUGAAGAAAUGCAGGUUGUAGUUACUUUUUAGGAGCAACAUUCACUUUUUAAACCUUGAUUUUUUAAAGCAGAAUUGUGAAAAUUUCAACAUUCAUUCAAGUGUGUUAUCAGGAAUUUUCCAUGAAUGAAAAAGUAGAAAUAUGAAUUUAGAAAUUACACUCUCACCUCUCUGUCCCCCUGCAGUGUUGAACGGCCCUCCCAUGUCCGUGAAGAAGGAGCGGGAAGCAGAGCUCCUGAUCAACCGGCGGGAGCAGCGCAGCGGAGAGGUCAUCUGCAUCGACGACUAGACUCCACACACACACACAUGUAUACACACGACACACACACAGAAACACACACUGAAACCCAUCUGCUGCAAAGAUAUCUCCAAUUCCUCUCUGAGAAAGUUCUCAAACUUUACUGUCUCUACUGACUGGUACUCUGCUCAAACUGAAAUCACACACACGGACACAGACACACAAACCCCUGCAGUACAUAUUGUCUCAUAACUUCUUGUGACCUUUUCUUGUCUGCCUCAAACCAUUAUACUCCUCAUACGCGGCCUCCUCACACAGGCCUCCUCCUCCUCUUGAGAUGCUUCUAACCUCGUCUGCACACAUUUAACACACGCAAACACGCACUCACACACAAACACACACCACCUCAAUUCUAAAAAACCUUUAGAUCUCUCAAUAGACCAUGUAACCCCCUCUCCUCCUCCUCCCUCUCCAAUCUCGACAGGAAGCUGCAUGUGAAAAUCAUUUCUCCCGCCGCACUCCAUCCCCUGAAGCAUGCUCGAAUCACGAUAAUGCUGUCUCGUGGAAAGGAAAAAAGAAAAGCUGUGCCUACGGUCGUUUUAUUUCAAAUUCUCAGAGAGCGGCUGACCCCUCCGAUCUCUGGAUCCGAGCAGCUCCCAGCACAGCUCCAUCUCUUGUGUUUCAAUCUUCAUAUAAACACACGCAGCAAGACGUGAUGAUAAUAUUCAGGAAUUGUUCGCCCACGUAUAUACGAGUAUUUCCCGCCAUCCUAUCUCGCUUCUAUCUACGUUCAGAUUUCUGUACAGAGCUUUGAGGUAUUUUGGGGGGUUUGUUCCAGAAAAAGCCUCGUGCUAUUUUUCAGAAAACCUCCUUUGAAUGUUUAUAACCUUUCAUAAGCAAGUCAGUGUUAUUAAAACCGAUUGAUCGACCCCAACACUCCUCCCCCCUUCCUCUCUCUCUCUUCUUUAUCAGUCCUUUUUUUCCGUUUCCAAUUUUUUUCUUUCUCCAAACCUGUGAUAUACUUUGCAUAUUUAAACCGCUCAUUCGUGUUCUCUUUGUGUUUCUACUCUCGCAGUUAUGAGUAUCGUUGUCGUUGAUGUUGCCGUUGUUCUCGCUGUUGCUAUUCGAGGAAGAGCUUCUACCAAAAGAGACAUUUUUUUUUCGUGUGCGCGCGUGUGUUUAAAACGAUAAAAACAUGUGCGACACACGAUGCACCUCCACGCCAUGUUUGUCCUAUAACUACAAGAGAACGCAAACGAAGAAGUUGAGCUAACUUCAGAGGUAGAUAUAUUACAAGAAAGCUACUUUUUUCUCGCUUAUGUUUUAGAUCUGGGGCUUGCAAAUGACAUAUACACAUGUAGAAAAUAGGCCAUAUGUAACCCUUAAAGCCUCCCUAAGCAAAAAACAACUAUGUAUACUAUCUAACCUGCAUUAAAAUACAAGAUAAUUAUCUGAAAAAUCCAAGGCUGGAAACCCAUUUUGUAAACCGUAUCAUUAAAAAACGCCUUAAUAAACUUAGCUGAACAAAUGUAAAAUAAUGAAACUGAUUUAAGACCCUGAUGUCAACUGUUAAUCCUCGUCAGUCUGCUUUGAGUUAAAAACGGAGAUAGUAAUUUAUUCCCCAAUCCCACUCAUGUAACGCUAAUCCUCCCCAGGGAAUGCUCAGUCCAUUUUCCAAAACUUUGUUCCAUCGAAAAGUUUUUGCAACCCUUGAACUAAAACGUUGUAAAAAAAACAAAAAAACAAACAAGCACUUAGUUCUUUUUUUUUUUCCACUUCUACUUUGUCCUUUUUUCAGAUUUUUGUGUUAAUUUCUUGGUAUCUCGUGUCACUGUGUAUGUAGUGGUGCCGAUCAAAUGAUGAGUGGCAGUUAAAACAUGUCAAUGAUGACGCAUCUCCUGUUUUUUUUUUUUUCUUUAUUUUUUUUUUGUUUGUAAUAAAACUGAAUCAAAUGAUAAA